CCCUCACCAUUUAAAAAGAAAAAAGAAAAAGGAGCAGUAGUCGUGGAAAGCUAGCAAGAUGGGUCCUGUCGUUGCCACUUACUUCCGGAGUCUUCUUCUAAGACAACGUUUACUGUUGAAAUUGGCAAUGGGCGGUUGUGGACAUUGGAGCCCAGUGCGAUUUAUCGCUUUUACCCACCCACACGCAACUGAUACGGAGGGGAGAACUGCGCAUGGAUCCAUUCCCCUCGCUCAGCGUGUACCCACUCCCGCAGCAUUUUCCUCAGAGUGGGCUCUGGAGGAUCCAACUGUGGGAAUUCACACUACUGGGCAAUGGACCGGUGAACAGUGCACAAAAGGCAUAAGAUACAUGCGAGUGUACCGAUUUGAAACACUAGAGAAGUCGCAUCGCGAUGAGCUUCUGUAUCUUUGCGAUUUACUUACCCAAUUUGAGCAAUACCGCACCGCGGAGGCCCGCAAUGUCAUUGCGAAUGAGGAUAUGAAGAACUCAAUGGAAUGUGCGGCUGGUAACGACUCAUGCCCUUCGAUGUGCCACACACCUGAAAAGGCGCACGAAAAUCGAGCACGACGAGGGAAGGCUUCAACCCCGCCGCACUCCACCCCAAGGGUUCAUGGGGCUUUCGUGGCGUGCUGCAUUCGCUGCCAGGUUUAUAACAGGGACGACGGGAACGGACAGAUGCUCGCGAAUGCGUUGGAGACGGGGCCCAGAGCCCAGGGCCAUUUCACCUCUCUGCGUUUCACUGGGGUCAAUUACGCACUCCAUCACUGCGUGAAUCGUGGUCAGACGCUCAGCGGAAUCCUCAAGGGUUGUGCAGAGCAAAAUGCCUUUGGCGCUGUCGCGGCCAGUGGUCAGCCGUACACCGCGGUAUCGCACAUUUACUUAGCAUCCGGCGUAUCUUUUGCUGCCGACUUUACCGAGCUUCAGGGGAUGACUUUCGCCCAGAGAGUGCGCACCAAACCCCUUCCAACUUUAGAUGCAGGAUUUCCUUGCCCGGAGUGCUGGCGACAUAUUGAGCGGGUAGCGCUAACCCGACGCGACGAACAGCUUCCACCAUUAUCUCUUUACCUGUGGGUGGCCACUGAGGAGGCUGCCCUGUGUUGUAUGUCGCGUGCCAAGCAGAAAAUCGCACGCCUUCAGGGCUAUAUUGACAUCAACUUUGUUGUCAAGUAG
Molecule: messenger RNA, 1171 nt
Organism: Phytomonas sp. Hart1
Lineage: Eukaryota; Euglenozoa; Kinetoplastea; Trypanosomatida; Trypanosomatidae
Source: the annotation of a GenBank genome assembly